AUGUGUGGCCCACUCCUGCGGCGGCUGGUGAUGGAGGAGAGUCGGCACAGCACCCUCGUGGGGAGGCUUCUUCUCCCUGUGCUGCUGGGAUUCCGUCUCUUGCUGCUCGCCAUAGCCGGCCUGGACAUCUACCGUGAUGACCAGAGUGAAUUCACGUGCAACACCCAGAUACCCGGCUGCAAGGCCACCUGCUACGAUGCCUUCCAUCCCCUGUCCCCGCUGCGUUUCUGGCUCUUCCAGGUCCUCCUGGUUGCUGUUCCCAGUGCCAUCUACCUGGGCUUCACCUUCUAUCAUGUCGUCUGGCACUGGGAAGAGCCAGGAAAGCCACAGGAGGCUGAGAUGCUGCUCCGGGAAAGAGGAGGCAGCUCAGAUGCUACCCAGGGGACUGGGGCUCCCCGGAUCUUCUGGGCCUACGUGGUCCAGCUUGGGGUGCGGCUGGCUCUGGAGGCGACGGCCCUGUGGGGCCAGCACCACCUCUAUGGGUCCAAGAUUCCUGGAUCGCUCUCGUGCCGUCGGGAACCGUGCCCUGGCAGUGUGACUUGCAUCCUGUCACGGCCAUCGGAGAAGACAAUCCUUCUCAAUGCCAUGCUGGGCAUCAGUGGGCUCUGUGCCCUCUUCACGCUCCUGGAGCUGCUGCUGCUUGGCCUGCGGAGAUGGCUGUCCACCUGGGAUCCCAGAGCUGCCUUUGCUAAGUGCUGCCCCAGGAUUGCCAGAGGCCCCAAGAAAUCGAGCAGCACCUCCCCAGAGGCGGCAGCCAAGGAGCCAGCACGAGAAGCAGUUGAUGGACAUUUAGAUGUCUUACACUCUGAUCAUAUGUGUUAUGGUGCUAUGAAUGUGUUUGGAUAA
Molecule: messenger RNA, 846 nt
Organism: Suncus etruscus (white-toothed pygmy shrew)
Lineage: Eukaryota; Metazoa; Chordata; Mammalia; Eulipotyphla; Soricidae
Gene: GJC3
Product: gap junction protein gamma 3
Exons: 2
Coding region: 1-846 (281 amino acids)
Biological process (GO): cell communication
Cellular component (GO): connexin complex
Source: RefSeq, a predicted model, not a curated record